AAUAGAAAAUAUAGAAAAGAAAUUAGAUACAGAGACAAGCGACAAGAUGCAGAAAUCGCCGUUAAUAUCGAAGAUGAAGUCGAAUUCUGUGAAGCUUGUGGCAACAACACAAGAAAGAUUGCUUAUUCAGGAUUUAAUCACUGCUUUGUUAGGUGAUAUACCAAUCUAUAUAAGGACUAAUUUCGAUAUCCAGCGGAUUGCCCAUCCCGAUGAGCUAUGGCAAGUGCAUUUUGAAAUCGACACUGUGCAUUUCAGUGGUGAACAACGCGCUUUGAUUAACGAUUUCUUGCCAAUGAUGGCAUAUCAAGCUGUUGUCCAUAGUUAUAUAUAUGUGAUCCGUUUUAAACAAUGCAAUGGACGAGCUCAAUGGGCAUUGGCCAGUCUGUUGAGUAAAGAACUACAUCGCUACUUUGCAAUGCUAUGGAAACUCCAGAAGCAAUACAAUGAGAAGAAACUCAGUUUACAAAAAGUCGUUGAGCAAUUGAGUCCCUGGUUGCCUAUCAUGAACGUCUAUUGCGGAAUUGCUGGAUAUACCCAAUAUCUAAAUUUGAAUAGUGUACAGUUGAUUAAUCGGUUGGACGAAUUCUAUGACAUGAAUGAUUUCAGCUCGAACUUGGAGUUAAACAAACGUCUAUGUCAAAUGAUAAAGCAAGUUUCCGCCUUUUAUAUGGAAUCGAUACAAAUGUGGACCCAAAAGGGCAGUGCUGGUUAUAUUGAGAAUGAAUUCUUCAUUAGCGAUAUGGCCAUGGAUACGGAACCAUGGGAAGAUCUAAGCUAUCCGGAGCAAUGUUCCAAUUUAUAUUGGGAUCAACGUUAUCGUCUUCAUGUGGAUCGUUUACCAAAUUUCUUGAUGGAUCACGCCAAUAUUAUUUUUCUCUCCGGGAAAUAUUUGAAUAUAUUAAAGCAAUGCAAUGUGGCUAUGACUUUAAUUGAUAUUCCACUCACCUAUCAACGCGGCGAUUUGUCCCACAUUAUGAUCAUACAACGCAGCUAUGAACUAGCAGCCAAGAGUCUUAAGGAUUUCUUGGUUAACGAUCAUGAGUUGCUUUUCCAUCUGAAUAAUCUUCGUUUAUAUGGUUUGCUUCAGGAGAAAUCAUUUGCGAAAAAUUUGAUGAAGAAACUAAAUGUUUAUUUGGAGGCCAAAGUGUCGAAUUUAAAACUGGAGGAGUUGCAAGGUCAACUGGUUAAAGUGUUGCACAAAUGUGGUGAUUCCUUUAAAGAUCUUAUGCGUAUUCAGUUAAAGGAUUGCAGCCUUCUAGCCGAUGACAUUGGCUAUGACCAACUCUGUGGCUACGAUAUUAUAUGCCUAAACUAUGAAGUCAAAUGGCCACUAAGUCUUGUAUUGAACUCUGAACGUUUGGGGCAGAUGCAAGUAUUGCAACGAGUUGUUCUCUGUUUGCGUUACGUGCAAUAUAAGUUGGAAAAACUUAACUCAUCCACUACAUCGUCUAACGAUCCGCUUUAUACACAUAUGCUGCAGAGCUUUCAGGGUCUAUUCGAAUACAUGUCCAUGACCAUUGAGUCACGUUGGAGGGAAUUUCUUGAUUCAGUGCUUGCGGCUGUUACCAUUGACCAAGUGGUCUCUGCAUUCAAGAACACUUUGGACCAAAGCAUCGAAGUUUGUUUAUCAACCGGUCCUGAUUUUGUACGUUAUGUCCUCAAUAUUGCCAGGACAUGCAUUGAAUGUCUAAAAGUUCAAGAGUUGGCCAAUAAGGGCGGAGACGAGACCAAAGAGGCGAGCAAACCUAUAAUUGAAUACUACAAGCAGUUGUUACUUUGCAUGGACGAAAAGGGUUGCAUUUAACUUCUAUUUUCAAGACGAAUUUCCAUUCUGA
Molecule: messenger RNA, 1835 nt
Organism: Drosophila willistoni
Lineage: Eukaryota; Metazoa; Arthropoda; Insecta; Diptera; Drosophilidae
Gene: t-Grip84
Product: gamma-tubulin complex component 2 homolog
Exons: 2
Coding region: 47-1804 (585 amino acids)
Biological process (GO): mitotic cell cycle; microtubule nucleation; meiotic cell cycle
Cellular component (GO): spindle pole; centrosome; gamma-tubulin small complex
Molecular function (GO): microtubule minus-end binding; gamma-tubulin binding
Source: RefSeq, a predicted model, not a curated record